UUGAAGGGGGUUUGGAGGUGCGUCCAAACGAAGUCACUCCAGAUUUCACUGGCAUGACCUCUUUGCGAAUUCGCCGGGUAUACAACUUUCUUUGGACCAUGCGCAGCUCGGCCUUAACGGUUCAAGUAACGAUUGAGAAAGAAAAGGUUCGCUCUCGCUUUUAUCGAAACGAAGAUGACCAAACCUAGCCUACGCUAUGUCUAAACACGAAAAUACCCUCCAUGGAUCGGCAAUAUGCGACAAGCUUGCUACCAGAAAUUGUGGCAAUCCUUACAGCCAGGAUGAUCAAUGUCACACCAUGCAAUGCUGUCUACACUCCGCAAUUCUGAAUCAAAACACGCUACGAUGUGUUUGCACAGCUUCUUCAGCAUAACAUGAACAAGCCUGCGCUUGAGAGACCCUUGGUUGGUAAGACUAACAUCGUUAUUUUCUUUUUUGUUUUCCUCGUAUAAGGCAUGCUGGUCGCCGGUCAUAUGAGUUGGCUUUGGACUGAUAUGGUCGUCUUUCGCUUUUCUUGAUCAUAAGCAGUACAGCUGAUAUUUCACGCUAGAAAACAGAAUGCAAGAA
Umbelopsis ramanniana AG is the source of this 567-nucleotide messenger RNA. RefSeq lists its product as uncharacterized. The transcript has 2 exons. The record is from RefSeq and is a predicted model, not a curated record. Bases 197 to 373 code for a protein of 58 amino acids. NCBI's taxonomy places the organism in Eukaryota, Fungi, Mucoromycota, Umbelopsidomycetes, Umbelopsidales, Umbelopsidaceae.